UAAUUAAAUAAAAGAUAUUAAAUUAUGGGUGUUAGAGUGACAUAUAGAAGAAGAACAUCAUACAACACAAGAUCCAAUAAAAUUAGAAAGGUCAAGACACCAGGUGGUAAUGUUGUUGUCCAAUAUCCCAAUAAAAAGACAAGUGCCUCUACCUGUGCUGACUCAAAUUUGAAUGUUGUUCUUAAUGGACUCAAAAGAAUCAGACCAACCAAGCUUAAGCAACUUGCAAGAAGAUAAAGAACAGUUUCACGACCAUAUGGUGGUGUUUUAAGUGCUGGUGCUUUAAAAAACAGAAUAAUUAGAGCAUUUUUGGUUGAGGAAGUCAAAAUUGUCAAACAAAUCAAAAAAUGAUACAUAUAGUUCUAUGUUUUAGUACAUUAAAUACACAAAUACAUGAUCUUA
Molecule: messenger RNA, 402 nt
Organism: Paramecium tetraurelia
Lineage: Eukaryota; Ciliophora; Oligohymenophorea; Peniculida; Parameciidae
Exons: 2
Biological process (GO): ribosome biogenesis; translation
Cellular component (GO): cytosolic large ribosomal subunit; ribosome
Molecular function (GO): structural constituent of ribosome
Source: RefSeq, a predicted model, not a curated record